GGGUUGUUAUUGACGCCAUAUUGGGACCGGCGGCGGGUGGAAGAGUCGUACCGUGACAGAGGAAGCGGCCGGACGUGUUCGUCGGAGCUCCCGCCGCCACAGCCACCUAGCCACCCCUCCUCAUCUGCCGCCGCUCGCCAGCUUCUGAGCGUACUCGGGCGCGUUAGAAGCUGUGUUCCAGCCUCGCUCCUCCCGGGACCGUGAUCGACUUCCGAAGGGAGCCGGUCUCCGCUUGGGGGUUCCGGAGCCCGGACGGACGGACGGCGGGGCGGCCGGAGCCUCUCCCGGGGAUCCGCGCCGGAGGAGGCGGAAGAGCCCCCCCUGACGCGGCCGGCGUGCGUGCGGCCACCGCCCCUCCCGUCCUCACCCGGGCCGGCCCUGGCCACUGCCCCUGCCGCGGAGGCAGCGGCGGCGGCGGAGGCGGCGGCGCGAUCCUCGGCGGGCGCCCCGACACCCACCGUCUGCUUCUGCGCCCGUCGGUUGGGCGCUCGGCGAGUCUCCUCUCGUAACCUCCCUGCUUUCCCGGACCGCGCCCGAGUCGGGCGCCGCGGCUGCCCCCCACCAUGGCGUGCGGAGCGACUCUGAAAAGGACUCUGGAUUUCGACCCGCUGCUGAGCCCCGCGUCCCCGAAGCGGAGGCGCUGUGCGCCAUUGUCGGCGCCCACCUCGGCCGCCGCCUCUCCGGCGGCUGCGGCCGCGGCCACCGCCGCCUGUUUCUCGGCCGCGGCCGCUUCGCCGCAGAAGUACCUCCGGAUGGAGCCGUCCCCCUUCGGCGACGUCUCCUCCCGCCUCACCACAGAACAAAUUCUGUACAACAUAAAACAAGAAUACAAACGUAUGCAGAAGAGAAGACAUUUAGAAACUAGUUUCCAGCAGACAGAUCCAGGUUGUAGUUCUGACGCACAGCCACAUGCAUUUCUCCUCAAUGGGCCAGCUUCACCAGGGACUUCAUCUGCAGCAUCUUCACCAUUAAAAAAAGAACAGCCCUUAUUUACUCUACGGCAGGUUGGGAUGAUCUGUGAACGUUUGUUGAAAGAACGUGAAGAGAAAGUUCGAGAAGAGUAUGAAGAAAUACUGAACACAAAACUUGCAGAACAAUAUGAUGCAUUUGUGAAGUUUACGCACGAUCAAAUAAUGAGACGAUAUGGGGAACAGCCUGCUAGUUAUGUUUCAUGAAUCACGUCACUACAAUUGUGGGCUGCCUUGUUCCUUGUUGCAGGAGGUCCUGAUUAUGAUAUGCAGCAAUGGCAAUAUACCCCCUGUGAAUACAGGUUUCUUCAAGCUUUCGUCAGUGGCAACCACUCUUAGGCAGCAGCAGCUGGUUUUGGAAAUUUCCCUGAUGUCAGUACCACCUGGAUGUGGACCUUUGCUACCUGUAUUAAUACCAGUGGCCUCAUUUUGCUGUGUCAUUACAAUUUGGCUUCUUAUAGUAAUGUGUUUGAAAAGGAUUAAAGCUGGUAUUCUAGAACAUGCCCUUCACUGGUUGUGUAAAUAAAACUGUAGAAUGGCACUUGAGAUGAAGUUAGUGUGAUUUUAAUUGUGCACUACAACCAAGCUGUAACCAGUUAUUAAUAAUUUAGAAUGUAAUCUGAAGACAAUAUUAAGCAAAUAGCCUACAGUGCUUCCUAUGAAAUUGUGAAGGAGGGCAUUUCUGUAUUCCAGGACUUUUUGGGGUUUCAAAAUGGGUUUAUAUGAUUUUUUUUGGUAGUUUUAUUUAUUCUAUCAGUCUUUUAAAACAAAUGUUUAUUGCUGCAUCACUCUCCCCCCCCCCCCCGCCCCAAGUGUAUCAUUGUUUUACUGCCCUUGUAGUACUGGAAUUUAGUUGGAAGAAUAAAACAUUUACUUCUGU
Messenger RNA from Perognathus longimembris pacificus (Pacific pocket mouse), 1848 nucleotides. RefSeq names its product akirin 2 (gene Akirin2). The record is from RefSeq and is a predicted model, not a curated record. Gene Ontology annotation, molecular function: transcription coregulator activity. The transcript is spliced from 5 exons. Gene Ontology annotation, biological process: positive regulation of innate immune response; positive regulation of transcription by RNA polymerase II. Gene Ontology annotation, cellular component: chromatin; nucleus. Bases 564 to 1175 code for a protein of 203 amino acids. NCBI's taxonomy places the organism in Eukaryota, Metazoa, Chordata, Mammalia, Rodentia, Heteromyidae.